AUGGUGGGCCAUGAAAAGCACAUCAAGAGUGCUUGCUAUAAUGCUGCAGCCUUUCUCUUUGUUCUCCUGGCUCUGCUGGUUGGUGUGGCUGUGUUCUGUGUGCUCCAGCCCUUCCUUCGCCCUCUCCUCUGGGCUGCAUUGUGUGGGAGCUUCCUCCAUCCUGUCAAGGAACAAGCGGCCGUGUUGAUGCGGUCGUGGCUCGAAUAUCUCAAGGAUUCUGGGAUGCCCCUCAUCCUGGGAACCAUUGGGAUACCAUUUCUUGCCACUGAUCUUGCCCUCCACUCUGUGUCAUUGCAAAUUAGCAAGCAUUGGUGGACUGUUCUUCUUGUGCCUUCCACUUUUCUCAUUUUCUUCUUCCUGUAUUAUGUAACUCCUGCUGCCUUGCUGCUCUGGUUUUGGAACACAGUCUUAGAGACAGCAAAUAUGAUGAGUCCAGUCAUGGGACUGACGUUGGCAGUGAGCAAUCUGGUGUUUGGUCUCCUGGCCCCUGAAGCUCUGUACAUGGCUGCACAGCCCAUCCUCCCAGGCGUUACUAUAAUCACGUGGGUUGUGUGUGUGGGGUCUCUGUUCAACUCACUGGGUUCUUGGCAGAUGCCCAUCUUCAUAGCCACUGUCUUUUUCCUGAUCCUGGGAGCAGUCUCAGAUGCCAUGGCUUGGGCUGUCGCUGGCAGACAUGUUCAGUCUCCAACACGUGAAGUCUUUAAGCGAGAGAAGGAGCAUCUAGAAAUAAAGAUCAAAGUCACGGCUCAUCAUGCAUGGACCCGCAUGAAGCCUUUUCUCGAGUAUAUGUCUCGGCCAGCCUUGUCCCUGAUCUACCUCGUGCAUUCGGGUGUGGUGGCUCUUCACUUGCGACUCCUCCAGAGUAAGAGAGUUGCAGGGCAUAUCCCUGUCCGCCGAUUCACAGUCCAUGUCCCCAGUCGCAUGGUUCUGGAAAAGCUGCGCCGGCUCUCAGACGAGCUCGAGGGCCCCCUGCCGAGCCGGCUGGCCUUCAUUGGUGCCCCCCUUGCAUUCAUUCGGCACAGGUUCAAGAGGGGGAGCUUGACUGAACGGCAGAGCAGUCUCUCCACCAUCACAGAAGAGAACCCUAAGGAGCCAAAAUCUGAGUUGAGCAUCCUGCAGACCUCUGUGGGAGAUUUGAGGUCCCCACUGUCCAAAGCGGUUCAGUCCACACCUGUUUCUGGUGGGCCGACAACAAUCCAGGAGACCCCGAUGGGCCCCAAGAAGCAGAAACCCAUCAAUGGGGAGGAGGGAAGUCCAGGUGCAUUCCAGGCCAAAAAGGAAGAGGGGGACUCCUAUCUUGUUGGAGUGAUCUGGGCGACAAUCCUUGUUCAGCUGUACAAGUAUCCCUGGCUCCUUCAACUCCUUCCUCUCCCUCUUGCCUAUUACUUGAUCCGGAAGGCAGGGAGUAGAUUCGGUGUAUGGGUGUUCCUAAAGGAUCAGGGAAUGAGUGCUGUGAAGCGUACCCAACGGUGGAUUCAGACGAGGCAGCAGAGUGUUGCUCCAUCUGUCAUCCGUUGGGCGUGGCACUCUCUCCUCACGGGGGAUCGGGCUGUCAUUUCUCUGCUUGAAGGAUAUGUGGACACUGUGGCCAGCGUCUUUGUCAUCAUAUUCAUCAUCUUGGGCUUCAUGGUUGCCAUAGUCAUUGCCACACUACAGGUGUAUGGGGAGGGGAUGUACCUGGUGGGAGUGACAAGCAACUUCCUCAAUUCUACAAUGGCUGGGAACAAGUUUUUCCCUGAUGGCUUCCAAGAAACUGUCAUUCAAACCACCAACUCACUCCACACAUAUGGACGGGAUUACCUGUCACAUGUGGUUCAAAGCCUGAGGGGUGACUUGAAUGAAAUGAAGUCCAUGGAGCUUGAAAAGCAGGUCCUGGAGUUGUGGGACAAGAUCUACGAGGAGUAUGAGGGUUUUGUCAGCAUGAAGGAGGACUAUACCACGUUCCAGUGGGGGGAGAUUUCUAGUACUGCCCAGAAGAUUCCAAUCUCAGAGGUGAUGAAUGUGACGAACAUGAUCCAGUUCAUGAAGAACAAUGUGGACAUGGUCCAAUCUAUUUUGAAGAGCUUAUGGACAGUGGUGGUGGGGAAUGUGAGCUUGGCAUUCAGUGCCUUUGCCUCCAUCAUCAACGUGGUGUUUGGUGGUGGAAGUGCCAUCCUCAACUUUCUAAUCAAUCUGGUGGUAUUGGCAGCUGUGUUGGCUGCCGUUCCCCUGCUUGGGACAUACUGGGCGGCCAUCCCAGGUGUGAUUGAGCUCUGGGCCGUGAAUGGCUGUCGCUCGGCUGCUCUGCUCCUUUUUGCCUUCCAACUGCUUCCCACCUAUUUUGUCAAUGACACCUUAUAUGGCAGCAUUGAGGGUGGAGCACACCCAUACAUCACUGGCCUGGCUGUGAUGGGUGGAGUCUUGGCCUUGGGUGUUGAGGGAGCCAUUCUCGGCCCUGUUGUCCUCUGCACCCUCCUCAUCGCCAUCAGUGUCUAUCGUUCCAUCAUCAAAGACUCUCCAAAUGAUCCUUCCGUGUUCCCCCAUCGCAGUCCCUUUCACAGUCAUGGAAGAAGCUGUGAGAAGCGAUGA
Darwinula stevensoni is the source of this 2568-nucleotide messenger RNA. The record is from the annotation of a GenBank genome assembly. NCBI's taxonomy places the organism in Eukaryota, Metazoa, Arthropoda, Ostracoda, Podocopida, Darwinulidae.